AAAAUCCAUCAGGGAAGCUCACUAUAUAAAACGCCAGCCUCAGAGUCCAAACCCUAGCCGAGUCUCUCUCUCACUUCCCCUUGUUUCGUUCGGCAGCUGAUCCUCUGCAAUGGCCUUCGUCAAAGCUCAAAAGUCCAAGGCCUACUACAAGCGGUUUCAAGUCAAGUACAAGAGAAGGCGAGAGGGAAAGACUGAUUACCGAGCCAGAAUUAGGCUCAUUAACCAAGACAAAAACAAGUACAACACACCCAAGUAUCGGUUUGUUGUGAGAUUUACCAACAAGGAUAUUGUUGCCCAAAUUUUAUCUGCCAGCAUUGCUGGCGAUUUGGUUCUUGCUGCAGCCUAUGCCCAUGAGCUGCCAAGCUAUGGACUUGAAGUCGGCCUCACAAACUAUGCGGCAGCUUACUGCACUGGCCUUCUCUUGGCUCGUCGUGUCUUGAAGAAGCUUGAGAUGGAUGAUGAAUAUGAGGGCAAUGUUGAGGCUACCGGUGAGGACUAUUCUGUAGAGCCAGCUGAGAGCAGAAGGCCAUUCCGUGCUCUUCUUGAUGUUGGCUUGAUUAGGACAACCACUGGAAAUCGUGUGUUUGGUGCCUUGAAGGGUGCGUUGGAUGGUGGAUUGGAUAUCCCACACAGUGAGAAGAGAUUUGCUGGUUUCUCCAAGGAUAGCAAGCAGCUUGACCCUGAGGUGCAUCGCAAGUAUAUCUAUGGCGGUCAUGUUGCUGCAUACAUGAGGACUUUGAUGGAGGAUGAGCCUGAGAAAUAUCAGACUCACUUCAGUGACUAUAUCAAGAAAGGAAUUGAAGCAGAUAACAUUGAGGCCGUGUACAAGAAAGUUCAUGCUGCCAUCCGUGCUGAUCCUACAGCAAAGAAGAUUGAAAAGCAACCUCCCAAAGAACAUAAGAGGUACAACCUCAAGAAGCUUACAUAUGAGGAAAGGAAGAACAAGUUGAUUGAGCGAUUGAAUGCCUUUAACUCAGCUGCUCAAGACCACGAUGAUGAUGAGUGAAACUAUUAAUUGGGAUGCGAGAUCUAGUUUGUUUCCCCUUAGGACAUCUUUUUGAACUAUCGGGCAUAAUAUCUAUGUUCUCUUUAUAUAUUUUAGACGUUUGGAUAAUGUUCUUGUUUGGAGGUUCAAGCCAGAAAUCCGACUAAAGUUUUGACGAUGUUAUAUAAGUUUUCGUGUUGGCUUUGCUA
Messenger RNA from Prunus mume (Japanese apricot), 1194 nucleotides. RefSeq names its product large ribosomal subunit protein uL18. Gene Ontology annotation, biological process: ribosomal large subunit assembly; translation. The record is from RefSeq and is a predicted model, not a curated record. Gene Ontology annotation, molecular function: 5S rRNA binding; structural constituent of ribosome. NCBI's taxonomy places the organism in Eukaryota, Viridiplantae, Streptophyta, Magnoliopsida, Rosales, Rosaceae. Gene Ontology annotation, cellular component: ribosome; cytosolic large ribosomal subunit.